CAGUUGCUUCGACUAGUGGAGUUCCCACCUUCUCUCCUCUGCCCGAAGGUGGGCAUCCCUCUCAGAUCUGCUUUCAAUGUUUUCAUCAGCGCACAUCUCUCUCUCUCUCCACGACUUGUGACAAAAUGAUGUCCCCUGGCUUAUUCCCUCUGGCAAUUUCCCCUUCUCGAUACUGAUCGCGCAAUUCCUCUCUCUCUCUCUCUCUCUCUCAAACAUGUUCUUUUUCCUGAAGAGUUUUCCAGAGAGAGGCUUUUCCACGUCCCAAUUCUCACCGAAAACCUUCCAUUCUCGCAAUUGAUUCAAUAAUCUUAGUGCUAUUCUCUCUAUCAGUGGGGACCAUGUAUUGGAACGGUAUUCAGAAUGGGCUGGCGGCAGCCAGACAUGCCUGGUCUCGAUUGCCGGAAUCCGAGUCGGGCACUACUGAUGAUAGAGAAAGGGAUGAAUUUUCUUCUCGCCAAUCCACCAGUGACUCGGUAGAGAGUCUUGACUAUGAAAUCAUUGAGAAUUAUGCGUACCGAGAAGAACAGGCGCAAAGAGGGAAGCUGUAUCUUAGUUAUUAUGUGGGGGUGAAGUGGUUGUUUUCCCUUCUCAUUGGGAUCGGCACAGGACUAGCUGCAGUUUUUAUCAAUCUAGCUGUUGAGAACUUCGCUGGUUGGAAGUUUGCAGCGACACUUUCUAUAAAUCAACAUUCAUACUUUGCGGGUUUCAUUGUUUAUGCAUUCUCCAACCUGGCUUUGGUCUUUUCUUCUGUUUUCAUUGUCACGCACUUUGCGCCGGCUGCUGCAGGUUCUGGUAUUCCUGAAAUUAAGGGAUACUUAAAUGGUAUUGAUACCCCUGGAAUUCUUCUUUUCAGAACACUAAUUGGGAAGAUAUUUGGAAGCAUUGGUUCGGUGGGAGGUGGUCUGGCUCUUGGCAAAGAAGGUCCUCUUGUCCACACAGGGGCUUGUAUUGCUUCUCUGCUUGGACAAGGUGGAUCCACUAAGUAUCAUAUUAGCUCAAGAUGGCUUCAAGUGUUCAAGACUGAUCGAGAUCGCCGUGAUCUUGUCACCUGUGGGUGCGCUGCUGGUGUUGCUGCUGCUUUUAGAGCUCCGGUCGGGGGGGUAUUGUUUGCUCUGGAGGAGGUCACAUCUUGGUGGAGGAGCCAACUUAUGUGGCGUGUCUUCUUUACAUCUGCUGUAGUAGCAGUUGUGGUGCGUUCUGCUAUGGGCUGGUGUAAAAAUGGGAACUGUGGCCAUUUUGGCUCUGGAGGCUUCAUAAUCUGGGACAUUUCCGGUGGGCAGGAAGACUAUUCCUUUAAGGAGUUGUUACCAAUGGCUGUUAUUGGUGUAAUUGGCGGCCUUCUUGGGGCUCUUUUUAAUCAGCUUACAUUAUAUAUAGCCUCUUGGCGUCGAAAUCAUUUACAUAAGAAAGGGACUCGAUUCAAGAUUAUUGAAGUAUGCUUGGUAUCUUUGAUUACAUCAGCUAUUUCAUUUGGUUUGCCAUUGUUAAGGAAAUGUAGUCCCUGCCCUGAUUCUGAAGCUAAUUCCAGUAUUGAGUGCCCUCGCAAGCCAGGGAUGUAUGGAAAUUAUGUAAAUUUUUAUUGUGUCAAGGAUAAGGAAUACAAUGACCUGGCUACAAUUUUUUUCAACACUCAGGAUGAUGCCAUACGCAAUUUAUUCAGUGCAAAAACUUUUCAUGAAUACAGUGCUCAAAGUCUUCUUACAUUUUUGGUUAUGUUUUAUUCUCUUGCAGUGGUGACAUAUGGAACCGCUGUACCAGCGGGCCAGUUUGUUCCUGGAAUAAUGAUAGGGUCAACCUAUGGACGCCUUGUUGGAAUGUUUGUGGUCAACUUUUACAAGAAGCUCAAUGUUGAGGAAGGAACGUAUGCUCUUCUUGGAGCAGCUUCUUUUCUUGGUGGUUCUAUGCGGAUGACAGUAUCCCUUUGCGUUAUUAUGGUUGAGAUCACAAAUAAUCUGAAACUUUUGCCACUUAUCAUGCUAGUUCUUCUAAUAUCAAAGGCUGUUGGUGAUAUUUUCAAUGAAGGGUUUUAUGAAGCACAAGCUCAUCUAAGGGGUAUCCCAUUACUUGAGUCCAGACCUAGGCAGUACAUGCGUAAAAUGACUGCAAAGGAGGCCUGCACGAAUCAAAAGGUUGUUUAUUUCCCUCGUAUCGUCAAAGUUGCCGACUUGGUUUCUGUCCUACGAAGCAACAAACACAAUGGCUUUCCAGUGAUAGAUCACUCACGGAGUGGAGAGACACUUGUCAUUGGACUCAUUCUUCGUAGUCAGGUGUUGGUACUCCUUCAGUCUAAGUUGGAUUUUCAGCACAACCCUUUGCCAUAUGAUACUAGAGGUUCUUUACCGAUCAGGCAUACAUCUAGUGAAUUUGUGAAACCUGUCUCCAGUAAAGGAAUUUCCAUAGAAGAUAUUCAUCUCAGUCAAGAAGACUUGGAAAUGUAUAUAGAUCUUGCCCCGUUUCUUAACCCCUCUCCUUAUCUUGUUCCAGAAGAUAUGUCUUUGGCGAAGGUAUACAAUCUUUUCCGACAAUUAGGAUUACGGCAUAUUUUUGUUGUUCCCCGGGCUUCUCGUGUUAUUGGAUUGAUCACAAGGAAAGACUUGUUAGAAGAGGACAGAGAAGAUUCGGCUACAAUGGAACUACAGUCAACCAGUGUAAGGGAUCAUCAUUCCAGUAAAAGAGUUUUUGGAAAAUCGAGUAUGGAGCAGCCGCUUCUUGAUAAUCUUCUGACCCAAGAAUAACCAUGAAGGUGGUCCCUCCCCAAUUCUAAGCAAUUCUUUUUCUAUUUUACUCCUCUAUUUCAUUUCUUUAUUUUACCCUCCAUCAGUGAUUAGCAGUAUAUAUGUGUAUGAGGCGCUCCACUUUUGUAAGGAGCGUUGUAUAUCUUUUGUCAUUGUAUCGUAGACCUUGAUAAUUGUGCGAGUAGUGUGACUGAAUAUAGCUACAGUGGGAAUCCACCUCCAAAUUUCACCGUCUUAAUAGUUCGAGAUGAGAAAUUGGUAAGGUUUGUUUCAUAUUGGGUCGGUUUUUGAUCGGUUCGCGGUUGACACUUGUGACAAUAUGUCUCAAGUUUGAUCUUUUCCACUGAACUGCCCAAAAGAAUGCAUUGUUUGUUUUUCGCAAUAUUUUUCUUCAGUUUCACAGUUAACAGUUACACCCCAUGGUUGGGGAUUCUCUGUAAUUUCCAAAAUACUUGUUUAAAGGAUGUGGAGGAUUGUUUGAAUAUUUGGAGAAAUGGCAAGUCUUGAGACUCUGAAAAAAAUGAAUGGCAAGUCUUGGAGCUUAAUUA
This is a messenger RNA of Amborella trichopoda, 3283 nucleotides long. It is a transcript of the gene CLC-D, whose product is annotated as chloride channel D. The record is from RefSeq and is a predicted model, not a curated record. Lineage: Eukaryota; Viridiplantae; Streptophyta; Magnoliopsida; Amborellales; Amborellaceae. Gene Ontology annotation, cellular component: membrane; intracellular membrane-bounded organelle. Gene Ontology annotation, biological process: transmembrane transport; chloride transport. Gene Ontology annotation, molecular function: voltage-gated chloride channel activity.